Durusdinium trenchii is the source of this 561-nucleotide messenger RNA. Lineage: Eukaryota; Dinophyceae; Suessiales; Symbiodiniaceae. The record is from the annotation of a GenBank genome assembly.
AUGUUUGGUUGCUGCACAUGCAGCGACGAGCACUCCUCCCGGCUUUGUACAGCAAGCGACGCUGCAGAGGACGGGGUCCCGGACAUGGUGGUUGAGACCGCUGGCAAAGAAAAGAGCUACGCGAGCACUGCUCCUCCGCCAGUUGCUGGCCAGGAUGACAAAGAGUUGGCCAAACAAAGGCUGCAGCGCCUCAUCCGCGACUUCGCACAUGAUGUGGUGAGCAAUGGCCUUUCUGUCCAGGUAGCGACCAACGAAUCGGAAGGAGGCCCUGAAGAGGGCACCUUGCGGCUGGAUCGCAAGCUUCGGCAGGUGGAAUUCUGGCAAGGUGAAGGUGUUGCGGCGACGAUUGUCCUGCCAUUUUCGGAGGUGGAGUCGAUUUCAAAAGUGGACACUGAAGAGGGAAGAGACGCACAACCCAGGACAACACUGUCGCUCUUCUCGAAGGGAGAUGAAGUCAGGGUGACCUUUGAGUCGACUAUGGCCAGAGACCGGGCCUUCACGUGUUUCAGGAUAUUCCACAUGUCCGCUUCUCACGUCCAAGCAAGAGACAAUAGCCGCUAG